AUGUCCAGCACUAUGAUCGUGCUGCCUCGUCCUGGAACCAAGCCCAGCGCUGCGCUCCAACCUAUUCGAGCACCAUCCCAGGCCGAUUUUGUUGCAACCUUCGGCCAGCUGCUACCACAAGCGUCAUAUUUGCAAACACCGCACGGUAGAGCUGCCUAUUACGAGCUACCAGCCUCAUCUCCAGCAACCCCCGACACCUCCAACACAAUUUCACGCGUUCUCUUCGUUCACGGGAUUCAGACCUGCGCGAUCGGGCUACAACCAUUAGCAAGCGCACUAUCUUCUCGUUUCCCACACGCCCAAUGUGUCCUCGUUGACCAGUGGGGCCACGGGUUAACAGACACACCGGUCAUCCCACACGAACCCGCACUCUUCCAUGCACUCUUGGAAGCUCUGAUGGUACAUCUUGGGUGGAAAGAUGCCCAUUUUAUUGGGUAUUCGUUUGGCGGAGCAACGACAGCAACCUUUGCAGUCUCGCAUCCCGAGCGUGUCGCGUCUAUGGUUCUUGUCGCGCCUGCGGGUCUACUGCACACGAGCGACUUUAGUGAGGAGCAGAAUAGUUACAUUCGCGGUGGUGAGGGAUUGGAGGAGCGCGCGCGAGCCUGGGUUCUCGAGUUCCUAGAGGGAGGACAGUUAGUGGUUCCUGCGAAUUGGAAGGAGAGGGUUGCGAGGGGCGAAGUGGUUGCCGAGGCAGUCCGCGAGUGGGAAAUGAAGGAGCAUGAAGGUCACGCUGCAAGUGUGGUAGCUGUCUUUAGGGAUGGCGGGGUUUUCGAUAAAGAUCCUGAAUUUGCUAAAGCGGCAAAAAGUGGAAUUCCGAAUCUGAGUGUUUUGGGAGAGCUUGAUGAUGUGUGUAGUGUGGAAAAGCUUGAGAAUGUUGGCAUGCGGAAUAUUGCUGUGGUACCGCAGGUUGGACAUGGAGUUGUAAGGGAAAGGGUUCCUGAGGUUGCUGGACUAAUCGAGGAUUUCUGGAAAGGACUCUAG
Penicillium daleae is the source of this 981-nucleotide messenger RNA. Its product is annotated as alpha/beta hydrolase. The transcript has a single exon. The record is from RefSeq and is a predicted model, not a curated record. Bases 1 to 981 code for a protein of 326 amino acids. NCBI's taxonomy places the organism in Eukaryota, Fungi, Ascomycota, Eurotiomycetes, Eurotiales, Aspergillaceae.